AAAAGAAUGCAACGUGAUGCACAGUAAUAAGAAUCGAAGCGAUCGGGGACUGGAUGGAGGGCUACUGCAGAGAGCGGCUCAUGUUCCGAAUCAUGCCGAUAGCACACGCUCCAUAAACGGGGGAGAGGUUCCAUAUAGACCCGCUGGGUAACAGGAGCCUUGAGGGAGGCGGGUCUUUCCCCCCCCCCCAAUCUACACAUGGAUUACGUUUGCUCAACAACUAUCCAACUUUCAAUGGGCUUUUUAUUGGAAGCUGAAUAACCGAUCGUGAGAUUUUAGUGAAAAUCUCCAAAUAUAUCUAGAUAUUUUACAAUACAAGUGAAGGUAUAGGGUAUGUUGUUUACCAAGCCUGUUGCCCUGUCUAUUAUGACUGCUGAUCUUGCCUUUGUUAAACAUUAAAAAAGAGGUGCCUUUUUAAAAAAAAAACUUAGUUGGAUUGCAACUCGAAAGCAGCUGGGAAGUUAACGAUGAUCUGUUCAGUGACAACACUGUACACCUUGUGGAGGUUGUUUUGGUGGACAUCAGUGGGCUGCAGAGUGAGCUUAGCCCAGGAACUGUAUGCGACUCAUUCCAUUAGGAUCGACGGAGAACUCACCUUGGGUGGCCUUUUCCCAGUUCACGCCAGAGGGCCUAAGGGGACGCCCUGCGGGGACCUCAAGAAGGAAAAGGGAAUCCAUCGCUUGGAGGCUAUGCUUUACGCCUUGGACCAGAUCAACAACGAUCCGGAUCUUUUGCCCAACAUCACGUUGGGGGCUCACAUCCUGGACACCUGUUCCAAGGACAUCUACGCCUUGGAGCAAUCUCUUACUUUUGUUCAGACUCAUAUUCAGAAGGAUACCACAGAUGUUAGGUGCACGAACGGGGAACCCCCGAUCUUUGUCAAGCCGGAGCGGAUAGUUGGAGUCGUUGGAGCAUCGUCUAGUUCUGUGUCCAUCAUGGUGGCCAAAAUACUGAGACUCUUCAAGAUUCCGCAGAUCAGUUAUGCCUCCACUGCACCAGAGCUGAGCGAUAACAGCAGCUAUGCUUUCUUCUCCCGCGUGGUUCCACCGGACUCUUACCAGACCCAGGCUAUGGUGGACAUUGUGAAGGCUUUCGGAUGGAAUUACGUGUCUACACUGGCUUCGGAAGGGAGCUACGGCGAGAGUGGUGUGGAGGCCUUUGUGCAGGUCUCCAAGGAAGCUGGUGGGAUUUGCAUUGCUCAGUCUUUGAAAAUCCCAGCGGACCCCAAAAGAGCAGACUAUGAUAGAAUCAUCAAGAGUCUUUUGGACACACCUGGUGUUCGUGGCGUAAUCAUUUUUGCUAAUGAAGAUGACAUCAGGCAGGUCCUUGCAGCUGGCAAAAGAGCAAACAAAGCAGGCCAUUUUAUCUGGGUCGGUUCCGACAGCUGGGGUUCUAAGCAUUCUCCAGUAAAACAGCAGGGCGAAAUGGCUGAGGGAGCCGUGACCAUUCUACCCAAAAGAGCAUCUGUAGAUGGCUUUGAUAGUUACUUCACCAGUCGGACUCUGGAGAAUAACCGAAGAAAUGUCUGGUUUGCAGAGUUCUGGGAAGAGAACUUUGACUGCCAAGUGACACGAACGGGAUCAAAAAAAGACACAGCUAAGAAAUGCACAGGAGACGAGAGGAUUGGAACACACUCCCAAUACCAACAGGAGGGUAAAGUUCAGUUUGUGAUUGACGCUGUAUAUGCCAUGGCCCACGCUCUGCACAACAUGCACAAAGUUUUGUGCCCAGGCUACACUGGCAUCUGUCCUGCGAUGGACCCAAUUAAUGGAGACGACCUCCUGGGAUACAUCCGUAAUAUACAUUUUAAUGGUAGUGCUGGAACCCCUGUAAUGUUUGAUGAUAAAGGUGAUGCUCCAGGCCGUUAUGAUAUCUUCCAGUAUCAGCUUGUUGGCAAUAAUACCUGGGACUACCGCAGAAUUGGCCAAUGGACAGACCAACUUCAUCUCAAUGUAGAAGAUUUGCAGUGGGCGAGAGGAAGCCACGAGCUCCCUACCUCCGUCUGCAGCUUGCCGUGCAAAUCUGGAGAGCGUAAGAAGAUGGUGAAGGGUGUGUCCUGCUGCUGGCAUUGUGAGCUCUGCGAUGGCUAUCAGUAUCAACGAGAUGAAUUCACCUGUUCCCUUUGCAGCUACGACAUGAGGCCCAAUGAGAACCGGACUGGCUGCAGCCAAAUUCCAAUUGUGAAGCUCGAGUGGCAUUCACCGUGGGCCAUUAUCCCAGUGUUUCUUGCCAUGCUUGGAAUUAUUGCCACUAUUUUUGUGAUGGCUACUUUUAUACGGUACAAUGACACGCCAAUUGUACGGGCGACAGGUCGCGAACUCAGUUAUGUUCUUCUCACUGGAAUAUUUCUUUGUUACAUCAUUACCUUCUUAAUGAUUGCUAAACCCAACAUGGGCAUUUGUUCAUUCCGCCGCAUCUUCCUGGGUCUCGGCAUGUGCAUCAGCUACGCGGCUUUAUUAACUAAGACAAACCGGAUUUUUCGCAUCUUUGAGCAGGGGAAGAAGGCUGUGACAGCGCCCAGGCUCAUCAGCCCAACCUCCCAGCUGGCAAUCACAUCCAGCCUCAUUUCAGUCCAACUCCUCGGAGUCUUCAUCUGGUUUGGGAUUGACCCACCAAACACCAUCAUAGACUAUGAUGAGCAGAAGACAUCAAAUCCUGAGCUGGCUAGAGGUGUCCUCAAAUGCGACAUUACAGAUUUACAAAUCAUAUGCUCCCUGGGAUAUAGCAUCCUUCUAAUGGUGACAUGUACUGUUUAUGCCAUCAAGACAAGGGGUGUCCCAGAGAACUUCAAUGAAGCUAAGCCUAUAGGAUUCACUAUGUACACUACCUGUAUAGUAUGGCUUGCCUUCAUUCCAAUAUUUUUUGGCACUGCUAAAUCAGCAGAAAAGAUGUACAUACAGACCACCACCCUAACCAUAUCCAUGAACCUAAGUGCUUCUGUGGCUCUGGGUAUGCUGUACAUGCCGAAGGUUUACAUCAUCAUCUUCCACCCUGAACAGAAUGUCCAGAAGAGAAAGCGUAGCUUUAAGGCAGUGGUAACUGUGGCAACAAUGUCUUCACGACUAUCCCACAAAUCCUCAGACAGGCCUAAUGGUGAAGCCAAAACAGAGCUGUGUGAAAAUGUAGACCCGAACAGCCCAGCAGCCAAAAAGAAAUAUGUAAGCUACAAUGAUCUUGUAAUUUAACUGCUGCCCCCUGAAAAGAACAGGAGGCCAGGUUCUUCAGGCGUCUGGUCAUUCAUCUGGCACAGGCCUCCAUGCGCCCUACCGCCUAUCAGUGGAGGAGCCUGUAAGCCAGGCUUUACCUCAGAGUUUGAACACAGAAGACCCAAGUGUUUGAUAGGCUCCUUGAGAAACAAUUCACUGAAACAACUACUGGAUUUAUCGGACUUGCAAGCCACUGGCACUGUCAUAUUGUUAUGUGCGUGACCCGGCACAUCAGUCAGAGCUGAAACCAAUGCAUCUUUCCUUGUGGGCAAACUGCAAUGAACAUCUAAGAUCUCACAGGGCUUAUUAAGUCUUUGAGUGUACUUCCAAACUGCAGUUUUUGACAAAGAGAAAAUAAAAUCCCAACUAUAUAGUUUGUGAAGUUUUGCGUGGUGCAUCUUUGUUGCUUCUGUUUCACUGUUGCUUCCUGAAUGCAGUUACACUUAUUAAUUGGUCUUGGAAUUCCCUGUUUAGUCAAGAGUUCACGUCUUGUUAUGCCCCCUAUGGAGCUGUGUGAUAAAGGACUAUGAAAGCAUGUUAAUUUUCUACAGUUCGUUUGUAACAAGUAUUGACAUUAAUCUUGAUGCUUAUGUGCCAAUAUCGUGGAAUAUUCUUUCAGCCAACCAUGAUUUUUUUAUUAUGGUCACUCAUUAAUUGGGAUAAAUGAUGUGUUGUCAAAGAAUGUAUCAGCACAAUAAAUAAAAUCAUUUGGAUUAAGUUUUUAUUCAUGCAAAAA
Messenger RNA from Carcharodon carcharias (great white shark), 3942 nucleotides. Its product is annotated as metabotropic glutamate receptor 7-like. Gene Ontology annotation, molecular function: group III metabotropic glutamate receptor activity. NCBI's taxonomy places the organism in Eukaryota, Metazoa, Chordata, Chondrichthyes, Lamniformes, Lamnidae. Gene Ontology annotation, biological process: regulation of synaptic transmission, glutamatergic; G protein-coupled glutamate receptor signaling pathway. The record is from RefSeq and is a predicted model, not a curated record. The transcript has 11 exons. The coding region runs from base 468 to 3185 and encodes 905 amino acids. Gene Ontology annotation, cellular component: membrane.